Molecule: messenger RNA, 639 nt
Organism: Oncorhynchus nerka (sockeye salmon)
Lineage: Eukaryota; Metazoa; Chordata; Actinopteri; Salmoniformes; Salmonidae
Product: tripeptidyl-peptidase 2-like
Exons: 6
Source: RefSeq, a predicted model, not a curated record
AACAAGAGACUGUUGGGCUCUGGAGACGCCUACCCACACCAGUACUCUCUGAAACUAGAGAAAGGUGACUACACGCUGCGUCUGCAGGUGCGUCAUGAGCAGGCCAGUGAGCUGGAGCGUCUGAAGGACCUUCCGUUUGUGGUGUCCCACCGUCUGUCCACUACUCUGACCCUGGAUGUGUAUGAGUCUCACCGCGCUGCCCUCUUGGCUAAGAAGAAAACCAACUCCCUGACCCUGACCCCUGGAGCUACCCAGCCUUUUUAUGUUACAGCCCUUCCUGACGACAAGGUUCCUAAAGGAACAUGUCCAGGAUGCUAUCUGACCGGCUCCCUGGUCGUGCCUAAGGGAGAAUACGGCAAGAAAGCAGGACAGGCCUCUGCAAAACGACAAGGAAAAUUUAAAAAGGACAUUGUGCCAGUGGUCUAUCACCUCAUCCCUGCACCCAACAAGACCAAGAACGGAGCGAAGGAGGAGGGAAGGAGGGGGCGAAGGAGGGGGCGAAGGAGGGGAGCGAAGGAGGGCGCCCUGGGUGACAUCGUAACGGCCUCUGACAUGGUUCUGUCUCAGAUCGACCAGACGGCCCUGGCAGUCUACCUCACCUUAAAGACCGACCCUCGCCCUGACGCUGCCACACCAGAG